Molecule: messenger RNA, 2251 nt
Organism: Amyelois transitella
Lineage: Eukaryota; Metazoa; Arthropoda; Insecta; Lepidoptera; Pyralidae
Gene: VhaSFD
Product: V-type proton ATPase subunit H
Exons: 11
Coding region: 126-1751 (541 amino acids)
Biological process (GO): proton transmembrane transport
Cellular component (GO): vacuolar proton-transporting V-type ATPase, V1 domain; lysosomal membrane
Molecular function (GO): protein binding; proton-transporting ATPase activity, rotational mechanism
Source: RefSeq, a predicted model, not a curated record
GCUAACUUCAGUCGUCAUAGUCACAAGACUACUCAGCUGAGUCUGUCCAAUUUUCGAUCGUCCGAAAUUGGUGGUUUUCGGAUAGUUUUGUUAUUUUAUUGUGGAUCUAAAUAUUCUUAGCCAAAAUGGCUAAUUUAAGUGAUGAUAAUGUUAGCAAACUCCUGGGUGACGAUAAUAUCGAUAUGAUAGCCGCCACCAGCGUGUUGCAAAUAAGAGCUACCGAGAUCCGUCAAUCGCAAAUAAAUUGGCAAUCUUACCUGCAGUCGCAGAUGAUCACCCAGCGUGAUCACGACUUUAUUGUGAAUCUAGACCAUCACGGCCAAAAGAACCUGCCAGAUAAGAACCCAGAAGUAUGUGCUGAAGUGUUUCUGAACUUGCUUACCCAUGUCAGCAAGGACCAUACUAUCCAGUACACCCUAGUCCUCAUUGAUGAUAUUCUAUCGGAGGACAAGUCUCGCGUAAAGAUAUUCCGUGAAGCAAGACGUCAAGGUGGCUCUGUUUGGCAGACUUUCCUCAAUCUGUUGAACCGUCAAGAUGAGUUCGUCCAACACAUGACAGCUCGCAUCAUUGCCAAGCUAGCCUGCUGGUACCCCCAGCUGAUGGAAAAAAGCGACCUGAACUUCUACCUGUCUUGGCUGAAGGAUGAGCUCAUGCAGAAUGCGGAGAAAAUGUCUGCCGAGUUAGAGCAUGCCGAGCAGGUUAUGUUGGAGCAUGAGAAGCACAAAUUCUCUGAUAAGCAUACCAAACAACACAAAGAAAAGGAGGAAAAGAAACCUGAAGGGGCCGAGGAGAAAUACUCGAGCCUCUACAGUUCUUUUGACCAACUGAAACCGCAUGACGAUCUGCCACCGGGCCUGCAUCAGAACAAUGACUACAUUCAAUCAGUGGCCCGCUGCCUGCAAAUGAUGCUGCGUGUGGACGAGUACCGCUUCGCUUUCUUGUCUGUGGAUGGUAUCUCUACGCUGCUCACCAUCCUGGCUUCCCGUGUCAACUUCCAGGUUCAAUACCAACUAGUGUUCUGCCUGUGGGUGCUUACUUUCAACCCCCUCUUAGCCGAGAAAAUGAACAAAUUCAACGCCAUCCCAAUCCUGGCGGACAUCCUAAGUGACUCUGUCAAGGAGAAGGUGACACGCAUAGUGCUUGCCGUCUUCCGCAACUUGAUCGAGAAACCAGAAGAUCAACAGGUGGCCAAGGAGCACUGCAUCGCCAUGGUGCAGUGCAAGGUCCUGAAGCAGCUGUCCAUACUGGAACAGAAGCGUUCCGAUGAUGAGGACAUCAUGAACGAUGUGGAGUACCUGAACGAGCGUCUGCAGGCCUCUGUGCAAGACCUUAGCUCUUUCGACCAGUAUGCUACUGAAGUCAAGAGUGGACGCCUGGAGUGGUCGCCCGUGCACAAGUCGGCCAAGUUCUGGCGCGAGAACGCGGCGCGGCUGAACGAGCGCGGGCAGGAGCUGCUGCGCACGCUGGUGCACCUGCUGGAGCGCAGCCAGGACCCCGUGGUGCUGGCCGUGGCCUGCUACGACGUGGGCGAGUACGUGCGCCACUACCCGCGCGGCAAGAACAUCAUCGAACAACUGGGUGGUAAACAACGCGUGAUGCACCUUCUGAGCCACGAGGACCCCAACGUGAGGUACGAGGCGCUCCUGGCCGUCCAGAAACUCAUGGUGCACAACUGGGAAUACCUCGGCAAGCAAUUGGAAAAGGAACAGAUAGACAAACAGGCCGGCACGGUUGUUGGCGCGAAAGCCUAACGAGUUAUAUUUUUCAAAUGAAUUAUAAUUGUUGUUACCUAGGAUAUGCUGAAUUCCUUAUAUAGCGAUUCGUAAGCUUCAAACACAUGUAUAUAGUGUGCCACUAAUUUAAAAAAUAAUAUUGUUAUCCAUUUUCGUCUGAACUAAGUAUAAUAUUAUAUUCGUUAAAUGAACUAGAAUGGCUUUUCAAGCGAUCGCUUCAGCAAUUCACUCUGUUUAAUUUUAUCUAAUUCUAUUAUUGUAAAUAAUAAUUCAGAAAUGUCUAAAGAGCAGAUAAUAUUUAUUGAUAAAAAAGUUUUUAUGUUGACACCACAUUCCUUUGAUUUUUGUAGUUACAAAAUUAAUUAAUAUUAUUACAUAUGAUAAUAUUUAAUAUUUGAGGACCUUUAUGAAACGUAGGCAAGCCUACUGAAAUAAUGGGUAGGAAUUAUGUAGUGAACUGCGAAAUAUGACUAAAGUGUUAUGUCAGUAUUGUGAUUAAAAGUAUAAUGAAAUAGUCA